Didymodactylos carnosus is the source of this 1257-nucleotide messenger RNA. NCBI's taxonomy places the organism in Eukaryota, Metazoa, Rotifera, Eurotatoria, Philodinida, Philodinidae. The record is from the annotation of a GenBank genome assembly.
AUGUCGGAAGAUGAAAUUGUUGAAGACAUUUCAAGUAUUGUAUUAGACACUGGUAUCAAUAUGAAUUCAUCAAAAAGUGAAUUAACAAAUGUUCACUCAUCUUAUCCACAAAUACUUGGCUACGGUGGUUCAUCCAGUUGGAGAAAUGAAAAUAAUUAUGUGAACAGUUUGCCAUUUUAUCCCUAUGAUCCAAAUACGUCAUUGCAUAUGAAGCAGUCCUAUUCGGCAUUAGCAGCAGCAGCGGCAGCAGCAGCCGUCAACUCAGAAAAAUCCAAAUUAGAACCGUAUAUACCAAAUAAUACGAAUCAUCACAUACAACAACAUCAUUUCUUCCAUCAAACUCAUCAACCUGGUGGAUCAGCAACAUCCAUUCCUCAUUCUCAUCAUAUUCCAUCAAAAUCCUACAACACAAUGGCUGUAAACCCGUAUUCAUCAUCCAAAAAUAUACCUCAUAAUUCAAAGAAAAAUUCCGAGCACUUAUUAACACAGAGUCGUGAAUGGAACAGCGAAGAUUCAAAAGAUGAGGAUGAUGAUCAAGAUACGAGUGAAAGUGUCUAUAUGGCGGGUACAAGUGGUGAAAUGGUGACAAGUACUCUAAUAAAAGAUGGACAUGUGGAAAAUUCUACAAAUAACAAUAGUUCGUCAUCAUCAUGUUCAAACACGAAUAAUGAUAAAACAACAAACGCAGACACUACUACCGGCACUAAUAAAAAACGUAAACGACGUAUAUUAUUUUCGAAACAACAAAUAGCUUCAUUAGAACAUCGUUUUCGUGAACAACGUUAUUUAUCUGCACCCGAAAGAGAUAUAUUAGCAAAACAUAUUAAUUUAUCAGCGAAUCAAGUUAAAAUAUGGUUUCAAAAUCAUCGAUAUAAACUAAAACGAACAAAACAACAAGAUAAUCAUAAUUCAAAAACAUAUCAAGAUAUGUUUGAUUCGACUCAAAAUUCAAAUGGACCACCACGUCGAGUGCCUGUUCCAUUGCUUGUUCAAGAUGGAAAAAUAUGUUCAGGUAGCUCACUUUAUGGUUGUGGCAUGCCUUCUUCGCCAUCAUCAACAGCCUAUAGUCCUCAUUCACGAACAGACACAUUACCAAAUAUUAAUUCUUUAAAUUCAGCCGGUUUUGAUUUUACCUAUAAUACUGCUUACAGUGCUUAUAUGUCAUCGAUAGGUAAUCAUCAAUAUCCACCAUCGCAUUUUCCGAACUUUGGAUCAACAAAUUAUGGCUGCGGUACUUGGUCAGGUGCAUGGCCAUAA